AUGUCUUUCUGCAAACUUUACUUCCUGGCAUGCCUGGUGGCCGCCUUCCGGGGCGGCAAGGGAGACGUGCAGCAGCACGUCUCCCUCAUGGAGGUGCACCGUGCCCUCGUGGAGGGGGGCACUGAAUUCGUGGGGAUGGGUUCCGAGGGGGAACCCAUCAGUUUGAUGGAUUAUUUAUUGCUGGAUGAAACGAUUACUGACACUGAUGACACGGACAACUUUAGCUUAGACAAGAUCCUUAGUGAUGAGAUGGCAACUUUUCUUGAAACAAAGGAACCCAAGAAUACAACCUCGGUAAAAGGCAUCGAUGGCAAAAAUGAAGCAUUUCUGGAAACUAAGGAAGAACAGAACAUGACAUUAGAGAAAGCAAUUGAUAAUAAGAAAGGAAUAAUUUUUGAAACUAAGGAGGAGAACAGAACUGUGGAAAAUCCUGUUGCCGAGAAGAAUGAAACCAUCGUUAAAACCAUUGAGCACAGGAACCAAACGGUACAAACACCUGUUGGUGAUAAACACGGGACAGAUAAUGGAGCUAGUAAAGAGCAGGAGAAUAAGAUCUUGGAUAAGAUGGUUGAAAAGAGAAAUGAUUUGGAUACUAAAGAACAGGAAAACAAAAUCUUGCUAACAAUCCCUGUUGAUAAGAACGAAACAUUUAUGGAAACUAAAGAGCAAGAAAACAAAACUGUGGAGAAAGCAGUUAUUGAUGAUAAGAGCGGAACCAUCGUCGAAACUAAACAACAAGAAAACAAAACUGUGGAAAAGACCGAUGAUAGAAAUGGAACCAUUGUUGAAACUAAACAGCAAGACAACAAAACAGUGGAAAAUUCCACUAGUGAUAAGAACGAAACCCUUGUAGAAACGAAACACCAAGAAAAUAAAACUGUGGAGAAUAAAGCUGAUGAUAGAAACGAAACCAUUAUUGAGACGAAAAACCAAGAAAAUAAAACUGAGAAGAAUAAAGCUGAUGAUAGAAACGAAACUAUUAUUGAGACGAAAAACCAAGAAAAUAAAACUGAGGAGAAUAAAGCUGAUGAUAGAAACGAAACUAUUAUUGAGAGGAAAAACCAAGAGAAUAAAACUGAGGAGAAUAAAGCUGAUGAUAGAAACGAAACUAUUAUUGAGAGGAAAAACCAAGAGAAUAAAACUGAGGAGAAUAAAGCUGAUGAUAGAAACGAAACUAUUAUUGAGACGAAAAACCAAGAGAAUAAAACUGUGGAGAAUAAAGCUGAUGAUAGAAACGAAACCAUUAUUGAGACGAAAAACCAAGAGAAUAAAACUGUGGAGAAUAAAGCUGAUGAUAGAAACGGAACCAUUAUUGAGACGAAAAACCAAGAAAAUAAAACUGAGAAGAAUAAAGCUGAUGAUAGAAACGAAACUAUUAUUGAGACGAAACAAGAAGAGAAUAAAACUGUGGUAAAUGAAGUUGGUAAGAACGGAACCAUUAUUGAGACGAAACACCAAGAGAAUAAAACUGAGGAGAAUAAAGCUGAUGAUAGAAACGGAACCAUUAUUGAGACGAAAAACCAAGAGAAUAAAGCUGAUGAUAGAAACGGAACCAUUAUUGAGACGAAAAACCAAGAGAAUAAAACUGAGGAGAAUAAAGCUGAUGAUAGAAACGAAACUAUUAUUGAGACGAAAAACCAAGAGAAUAAAACUGUGGAGAAUAAAGCUGAUGAUAGAAAUGGAACCAUUAUUGAGACGAAAAACCAAGAAAAUAAAACUGUGGAGAAUAAAGCUGAUGAUAGAAACGAAACCAUUAUUGAGACGAAAAACCAAGAAAAUAAAACUGAGGAAAAUAAAGCUGAUGAUAGAAACGGAACCAUUAUUGAGACGAAAAACCAAGAGAAUAAAACUGUGGAGAAUAAAGCUGAUGAUAGAAACGAAACCAUUAUUGAGACGAAAAACCAAGAGAAUAAAACUGAGGAGAGUAAAGCUAAUGAUAGAAACGGAACUAUUAUUGAGACGAAACAAGAAGAGAAUAAAACUGUGGAGAAUAAAGCUGAUGAUAGAAACGGAACUAUUAUUGAGACGAAACAAGAAGAGAAUAAAACUGAGGAGAAUAAAGCUGAUGAUAGAAACGAAACUAUUAUUGAGACGAAAAACCAAGAGAAUAAAACUGUGGAGAAUAAAGCUGAUGAUAGAAACGAAACCAUUAUUGAGACGAAAAACCAAGAGAAUAAAACUGUGGAGAAUAAAGCUGAUGAUAGAAACGAAACUAUUAUUGAGACGAAAAACCAAGACAAUAAAACUGAGGAGAGUAAAGCUGAUGAUAGAAACGGAACUAUUAUUGAGACGAAACAAGAAGAGAAUAAAACUGUGGUAAAUGAAGUUGGUAAGAACGGAACCAUUAUUGAGACGAAAAACCAAGAAAAUAAAACUGAGGAGAAUAAAGCUGAUGAUAGAAACGGAACCGUUAUUGAGACGAAAAACCAAGAGAAUAAAACUGUGGAGAAUAAAGCUGAUGAUAGAAACGGAACUAUUAUUGAGACGAAACAAGAAGAGAAUAAAACUGUGGUAAAUGAAGUUGGUAAGAACGGAACCAUUGUUCAAACAAAACACCAAGAGAAUAAAACUGUGGAGAAAAAUGUUAAUGAUAAGAAUGGAACUAUUAUGGGAACGAAACAGCAACAGAACAAAACUGUGGAAAAUUCCUCUGGUGAUAAAAUGGAACCAUUGUGGAAAUGAAACAAGAGGAGAAUAAAACUGUGGAAAAUGAAGCUGAUAAGAUCGGAACCAUUGUUGAAGGUAAACACCAAGAGAGUAAAACUGUGGAGAAAAUUAUUGAUGAUAAGAAUGGGACCAUUGUGGAAACGAAACACCAAGAGAAUAAAACUGUGGAAAACCCCACUGCUGAUAAGAACGGAGUAGAUAUUGAGGUAAGCAAAGAGGAAGAGAACAAGCCCUUACUGCAAGGGGUGCACGAUAAGAUCAAAAUGGAUAAACCAAUCAGUAAAGAGAUAGAAAACAAAACAUUUGAAAAGGCCGUUGUCAAAAACAGCGAAACCGUUGCUGAAACCAUCGACCAAGAAAACAAAACGGAAGGAAGACCCAUUUGUGAUAAAAACUGGACAGAUUUUGAAGUUCAUAAAGGUGAAAAGAACAAGAGCUUGGAUGAAAUGGUUGAGAACAAAGGAAAAAAUUUGGAAACUAUAGAACAGGAGACCAAAGCGUUGCCACCAAUCCCAGGUGCUAAAAACGAAACAUUUGAGGAAACUAAAGAGCAGGAAAACAAAACGAUAUUUUCGAGGAACGAAACGGAUGCGGAAACUAUAGAACCACGAGAAGAAAUUUUACCACGAGCGAACAUAACUUCCGAGAGCGAAACAGAAACUGACGGAAACGAAAGCGAAAUUCUACAGAACAAAUCAAUGAAUCUAGAGACCACGAUAGCGGAAAUUGAAACGACCACGAUAGCGAUUGAGGAAAAACGGAAAUCAUUCAGAAAUUAAAUGAAGAUCUCAGUAACCAAACAACACUUCUGCAGAACCGAACAGAAGAUCUUGAGAAAAAAUCGAAUAAUAUGAAAAACAAAAUACUAGAAGUGGAAAACAAAACGAUGCGAUUAGAAAAGGAAUCAGAUGCGAUAUUAAUGGAGAAUGUCGUAAUGGGGCGAACGAUGCUGCGUGUGGAGACAGAAACCAAUGAGAUUGAAAACAAAGCUGUGGGUUUGAAGGAGAUGACUGAGACUCUCCAGAACAAGACAGGAGACCUGCAGGAAGGAACUCAAAGUCUACAGGCUCAGAUUGAAGCUCUACAGAACAAGAUGGUGGCUUUAGAGAACCUGAUGGAAAAAAUUUUGAACAUGACAGUAGAAAUUGAAGACCAAACAUCAAGUCUGGAAAAAGAAACACUGGAUUUGGAGAAUAAGACAGUCGAAUUGGAAGACAAGGUGACUGGUAUUUAUAAUUGGACUAACCAGAUGCAGAAGCGAACGUCGCAGCUGGAGAAGACUACUGGACUGCGGAGCAAGACAGUAGGCUUGCAGAACAAGGCAUCAGGUCUUAAGAAGAAAGCUUUGCCUGCAUAUGAUGAUAUGUUGUGUCCGCGGAAAAACAGUAGACGUGUAAGACAACAACGGCGGCAAACAAAACAACCCUACUACUCCUGUGGAAGGACAAACUGCUGUAGUACAAAGUAUGGCUCAAGAAAGUACAGUACGCGCAGUAACCGAAAGGGCAAUCCACAGUGGCGCUGCUGAGGCAGACAGAUGGCAGAGGCCGAGGAGAUGUGAACGAAGGCUCCUUGUCCCUGUCAUGGAAAGGAAGGAUCGUUUCUUUACCUUACCUUUCCGAACUGAAUGACUUUUUCUCUAUAACUUUCUAAU
Molecule: messenger RNA, 4321 nt
Organism: Portunus trituberculatus (swimming crab)
Lineage: Eukaryota; Metazoa; Arthropoda; Malacostraca; Decapoda; Portunidae
Product: gelsolin-related protein of 125 kDa-like
Exons: 2
Coding region: 1-2682 (893 amino acids)
Source: RefSeq, a predicted model, not a curated record